Messenger RNA from Postia placenta MAD-698-R-SB12, 673 nucleotides. RefSeq lists its product as hypothetical. The transcript has a single exon. The annotation marks the transcript as partial. The record is from RefSeq and is a predicted model, not a curated record. Lineage: Eukaryota; Fungi; Basidiomycota; Agaricomycetes; Polyporales; Adustoporiaceae.
GCUUUGCGACCAGGCUGAGUUAGAUACUCACGCUAACAAGUCAGAGAGCGGUUCGAUGUGCCUUUAGUUUGUGAACGUGGAAUGGAUUGACAUUGGUUUUUCCCAAGAUUCCAGGGCAUGAACGGCAAUCGCGGGCCAGGUACAACGAUUCGGAUUGCUGCGCAUGCCGUCCUCCAACCUAAAACUGUCCGCAGCUACAGUCUGGCAUAUGAAAUACGUGCCUUAUUUCUAGGGACGUUUUGGUGCCUGACUACGGUAACGAGCCCAGGCGGUGGUCCGCAAUGACUGUGGUGGGGCGCGGCGUCUGGGGGAAAUUGUGGGACCCUCACCUCCACAGAAUUCACCGCAUGUUUCUCCGGAGAACCUUGAGUGGUGACAAAUGAGUGGAUAGCGGGGGUCUACCGCUUGGUUAGACCAAGUAGUGUCAGAUAGCAUCGGUGUCUGGUUCCCAGGUGUGAAUACAUAUUAUUCAUGGAAGUGCAUUGACCGAUGCUGACGUUCCCAACGAGACCACCUUAGAGCGUCGGCCAAGCACAACCAAGCGGCACCGGGAUCGGGAGUGGGGCCGUCUGUAUUCAAGUCGGGUUUCAUGGGAGGAUGCAGAUGCGGCCCUGGCGCUCUUUUCGUAAGUUCGAAGAGGAAGCAUGCUUGUUUACACCUACCCGGACGCGAG